This is a messenger RNA of Pyrus x bretschneideri (Chinese white pear), 3192 nucleotides long. Its product is annotated as receptor-like protein kinase THESEUS 1. The record is from RefSeq and is a predicted model, not a curated record. Gene Ontology annotation, biological process: protein autophosphorylation. NCBI's taxonomy places the organism in Eukaryota, Viridiplantae, Streptophyta, Magnoliopsida, Rosales, Rosaceae. Gene Ontology annotation, molecular function: ATP binding; transmembrane receptor protein tyrosine kinase activity. The transcript has a single exon. Bases 518 to 3070 code for a protein of 850 amino acids. Gene Ontology annotation, cellular component: plasma membrane; plasmodesma.
GAAACAAUGAAGACAGUUAAGGAUCGGAGCUGGUCAAACACAACAGAGAAUCUACUGACUGAGUCAAUUAAAAAAGAUAAAAAGAACGGAGAAUCUUGUGGAUGCAGCCUUAAAAUUUGGGAAGAUCUCAAGUUCUGGAAGAGGUUUAGAUGGUUUCAAGAAAAGCCUGCAUCACACUUUCGAUUUAUGAAACUUAGAACUUGAAUCUGGGAAUUAUUUGUAUUUUUAAUUAUAUUUUUUAUUUAGACAGUCACUUGCUGCACCUUGGAAACCGCAGCUUUUCCAUGAUUCCUUCAACAAACCUCAAACUCCCACUUUUUUCUUUUCCAAGCAUCAUACAUUUGAUCUUAUUGAUUUUUUCACAAGUGGAUUGAAAAACAGGUACGCUCUUCUUUCGUUUAAACAUAUCUCGUUUUGCUGUAGACGUAGGUUAAGCUAGUUAGUCAGGAUAGUGUGCGAGUCCACUCAGACGCGACUUUACAACAUCGUCUUAUAUUUCUCAUUUUUGUAUAAGACAAUGGGUUGUCCGAAUGGGAUUUUCUUGAUCUGCAUUUUUCUUUGUGUUUCAUCCAUCCCAUCCAUUUUUGUGAACGCUUCUUUUGUUCGUCAAGAUAGUUUUUUCAUUGAUUGUGGGGGAAGCAAUGCAUUGAAGCUUGAGGAUGGCAGGAUUUUUGAGCCUGAUUCUGGAAACCCAAAUUUGAUUUUAUCUUCCCAAAGCCACAUUGCAGUUUCAGAUCUUGAAUCCAAUCCGUCAAACCAUUCAAUAUCUCUCUACAAUUCUGCCCAAGUUUUUAAAGAGACUUCAUUUUAUACCAUUCACACCAAGCAGAUUGGCCGCUAUUGGCUCAGAUUGCAUUUUUAUCCUUUCGAAAACGCGAAAUUCAAUUUGAAAUCUGCAGUGUUUUCGGUUAUGGUCAAUGGGAUUACACUGCUUCAUGGGUUUUCUUUCGCAAAAGGAGGCAAAAUCUCUCAACUUGUGAAGGAAUAUGUGUUUGAAGUGAGUGGAAAGGGUUCUGGAAAAUCGUUGGUGCUGAGAUUGUCACCUUGGAAUAACUCAGUUGCAUUCAUCAAUGGAAUAGAAGUUGUUUCGGUGCCGAAUGGACAGUUUUCUAGCUCCCAACUAAUGUCUGUUCCUUUGGGAAAACCUCCAGUUGAUGUUCCUAAAGAUGCCGCUCUUGAGACAGCAUAUCGGAUAAACAUGGGAGGCCAGCACAUAAGUAGCCCCAUGAAUGACACAAUGUGGAGGACAUGGGAGCCUGAUCAUGCUUUUCUUCUCAACGCUGCAGCGGCACGAACCAUCAGAGCUGAUCCCGGAUCCAUCAACUACCCUGAUGGAGUUUCACUCGACAUUGCACCCAAUUGGGUUUAUGCCACAGCUCAAGAAAUGGCAGAUGCAAAGGUCAGCAAUCAGAAGUUCAACAUAUCAUGGGCAUUCGAAGUCGAAAAGGGCUUCAGUUAUCUGAUCAGAUUGCAUUUUUGCGACAUUGUGAGUGUGGCUCUCAACCGUUUAAUCUUCAAUGUGUAUAUCAACAACCAAUCUGCUUUAGACUCUUUUGAUAUCUCAAGCCGGACAAAGAAAUUAUCAUCAGCUUAUUUCGUAGAUUUUGUGACGAAUGUAUCCAUGCACGAAAAUCGGAUUUUGGUUCAAGUAGGCCCUCCUAUGCUGAGGGAUCUCCCUUCAAAUGCAAUUUUGAAUGGAUUGGAGAUUAUGAAAAUGAGCGAUCACAGAGACAGCCUUGAUGGGAACCUUCCGGCGAAUAACAAUGCAGGUUUGAAAUCUGGGGCAGGCAAGAAAAAGUGGAUGCUGCUGGCAAUUUGUGCUUCUUCAUCAGGAUUUGUAAUUUUGGUGCUCAUAUCAGCUGCUUUCUUUCUGUACUGGCGGCAAAUCCAUCAGAGGAAGCUAAGGCCUCAGUGCUCUGCCUGGUUGUCUUUUCCUAGUCAUGCAGGGAAUUCCGAUUCAAAAGUUUCCGUUGGCAGUUAUGAUUAUUCCACAGCACAUUCACCUGGUUUACGCCGGAUUCUAGCAUUCACGGAGAUUCGCGAAGCAACAAGGAAUUUUGACAAGAGCUUGGUCUUGGGAGUGGGGGGAUUCGGCAUGGUUUACAAGGGAGUGCUAGAAAAUGGGAACGUGGUUGCUGUAAAGCGUGGAAACCCACGUUCCAAACAAGGCCUUACAGAAUUCAGGACAGAAAUCGACAUGCUGUCAAAGCUCAGGCACAGGCAUUUGGUUUCUCUGAUAGGCUACUGCGAAGAGCUCAAUGAAAUGAUCCUUGUUUACGAGUACAUGGCCAAAGGUCCUCUUCGAAAGCACUUGUAUGGUUCGAAUCUUCCUCCGCUUACUUGGAAACAAAGGCUUGAAAUCUGCAUUGGAGCAGCAAAGGGCCUGCAUUACCUUCACAAUGGGGCAGCAGAGAGCAUAAUUCACCGCGACGUUAAGACAACAAACAUACUUCUUGAUGAAACCCUCACUGCGAAAGUGGCUGAUUUUGGAUUGUCAAAGUUAGGCCCUACUUUGGAUCAAACACAUGUGAGCACUGCAGUGAAGGGGAGCUUUGGAUAUCUUGAUCCAGAUUACUAUCGCCGGCAGCAGCUAACGGAGAAGUCAGAUGUGUACUCUUUCGGAGUAGUUUUAUUAGAAGUCUUGUGUGCUAGGCCUCCUAUAAACCCUGCCCUCCCCAGAGAGCAAGUUAACAUAGCAGAAUGGGCAAUGAGUUGGCAAAAGAAGGGAAGAUUAGAGAAAAUUAUAGACCCCCGUCUUCGAGGACAUUUGAAUCUUGAAUCGUUGCGAAAGUUCGGAGAAACAGCUGAGAAGUGUUUGGCUGAAUAUGGAGUUGAUAGGCCAACAAUGGGGGAUGUUAUGUGGAAUUUGGAGUAUGCUCUUCAACUACAAGAGGCUUCUACACAGAGCUUUUCGUCCGAAAACAGUGCGAACUACAUUCCGGAUAUGCCAGAAUGGCUUCAAGAAAUUCGAAAUGGCAAUGGUGGUGGUGGUGAGGGAAUUAGCGAUCAAGAAUCUGAUGCAACUUCAAGUGCAGUAUUUUCAGAGUUAAUGGAUCCAAGGGGGAGAUAGUUAUGGAAAGUGUAGCCUCUCAUUGAUUACAUACAUACUUAAUUAUAGCAACAUAUUAUUUCUCCUUUUUUAAUUUCAUGACUUGUAUUAUGGUUUCAAGAUCAAAGAACAAAGGAAAUAUG